UUUUACACACAUACACAAUCUCUCUCUCUCUCUCUCUCUCUCUCUGUGACACAGCCUUAGUGCCCAAUUAUGUCCCCCUCUCUAAAAUUUUUUUGCCUAUAUAUAUCUUCUCCUCGUGACUUGCUCUGUUCUACGCUCUCAUCACCCCCUUCUUCUCUCUCUCACUGAAUAUUAUCACCAGCCAACAGAAAUUAUCACUUCCCUGGACAUUUUAGCCCUCACUUCUUUUAUUAGAGAACUUUCCUUUCCCAGAAAAUUUUCUGAUUUUCCUUAAUACCCAGACACCUAUCACAGCUUUGGUAGGUAUCUGGGUUGGGGGUUGGGGGAAUUACUUUUCUGGGGAUUUGGGAUACCUACUACUCUACUUUGCUUCUUCGGUUUUGUUUGACUACUUGGGAGCCAAGUUUUACUGUAAUCUUCAGAUUUUUUAAUACAAGUUCUGGGUUCUUCUGUUUAUUAUUAUUAUUAUUUGCCCCAAAAGUUCUUUGCCCUAAAAGUUCUUGGCUUUUUCUUCCCCUUUUUGUUUGUUAUUUUUCAGGAAUAAAAGCCGUCCACUGUUUGUUCCUUGUACCUUAUGGGUUUAGGGUUUUGUACCCUUCUCUCUCAGAUAUAGCUUUCUCUUCUUUUUUAAUUCGGCAAAAUGAGGAUUUUUUCAUGCUUUGCUGAUUGUGAUACUGUUUAACUUUCAAUAGCAGCUUAUGAAUUUGAGCUCAAAAUCUUUUUAGUUGUGAGGUUCAUCUUCAUACCUGUUCACAAAGAUGUCUUCGAUCUUGACUGGAGCAGGUGGUGGAAGAACCUACGGGUUCGACUUCGAUUUCGUGAAAUCUCCAUCUCCGUCGAUCCGACCUUCUCAUACAUCUUCAUCGUCUACUUCUUCGACUUCUUCAACAAUAUCUGAAUCCAGCAAUUCCCCUUUAGCAAUCUCCACCAGAAAAUCUCGAGCUCCUCGAAAGAGACCAAAUCAAACCUACAAUGAAGCUGCUGCUCUGUUAUCUACGGCCUAUCCCAAUCUCUUCUCCAAUAAGAACCUCAAAAAACCAGGCGAAUUCUCCCGACCUAGUGAUGCUGCUUUUCUGGACGAAUCCGCUGAGGAAUUGUUCUUGCCUUUCAGAGUCUUCGACGAUUCUGCCUCCUCUUUCCUUCUCCAACAACAAAUUCAGCACAAAUCUAGUUCUCUAAUGGAGCCUAAAGUGGUGAAUCUGCAAGAGAAGUCGUGCCAGAGUCCCGGGGAAAUUAUCUCAAGAGUGAAUUUGCUGGAAUUGGACGAUGAUUGCGAAGAAGAUUUCGAUGCCGAAUCUAUUCUCGAUGAGGAGAUGGACGAGGGAAUCGAUAGCAUCAUUGGAAGCAGAACUGAAGAAGAUUCCAAUGAUGCAUCCUGUCACGGUGACAGAGGGAAAAAUUGGAGCGUGGAUUCCUCAGGAUUCGGAUUUGGCUCAAAAUUCGAUUUCCGGCUAGGGCUGGUGAAGGCUCUCCGGCGUGUCGAUGACAGCAAUUGGUGGAAUUUCCCGGCGGUUGACAUAGUGGAAAUCUCGCCAAGAAUCAACAAGCAUACAUCGUCGUUUGCUCCGCCGGCGGAUAAGGAGAAGAAGAAGAAGACGACGACGACGAAGAAGGUGGCUGAGAAAACUAAGGUGAAAUCUCUCAGAGGAAUUUCGAUUCCGAAAUCGAAGGCUUCGAAAUUGAUGUUGAAAUUGAACUACGACGACGUUUUGAGUGCUUGGUCAGACCGAGGGUCACCGUUUGCCGACAGAAGUCAUUGCUCCGAUUUACCGGGAAAUGAUGCCAAUGCCCUAGCGGCCCAAAUAGAUUUGGUGACAAACAUAGGAGGAGUGAGAGAAGCAUGUGUGAUGCGCUACAAAGAAAAGCGGCUUGCACGGCUCGUCUCUAAGAAGAUCAGAUAUCAAGUCAGAAAAGUCAACGCUGAUCAACGGCCCAGGAUGAAGGGGCGAUUUGUGAGGAGGUCCAAUUAUAGCUCAAAUCCACACCGAUGAUGAUAAGGACCAUUUUUCCACAAGAAAAAACAAAACUGUGUUUCAUUCUUUUUUUUUUUUCAUUGUAAUGUAAUCUAAUUA
Molecule: messenger RNA, 2072 nt
Organism: Prosopis cineraria
Lineage: Eukaryota; Viridiplantae; Streptophyta; Magnoliopsida; Fabales; Fabaceae
Product: protein CHLOROPLAST IMPORT APPARATUS 2-like
Exons: 3
Coding region: 759-1991 (410 amino acids)
Biological process (GO): regulation of DNA-templated transcription
Cellular component (GO): nucleus
Molecular function (GO): protein binding
Source: RefSeq, a predicted model, not a curated record